Messenger RNA from Aspergillus alliaceus, 978 nucleotides. RefSeq lists its product as uncharacterized. Bases 1 to 978 code for a protein of 325 amino acids. Gene Ontology annotation, biological process: canonical NF-kappaB signal transduction. The transcript has a single exon. The record is from RefSeq and is a predicted model, not a curated record. NCBI's taxonomy places the organism in Eukaryota, Fungi, Ascomycota, Eurotiomycetes, Eurotiales, Aspergillaceae.
AUGAACACCACAACCGCAGAAUCCACCCUACCCCCAAGCCCAACUGCAGACCAAAACCAACCCACCCCCAAACACCCCAAACCUAGGAAAUUCCGCUUCAAAUCCUCCUCCUCGAAAUCCCAUUCCAAACGAGACGAAACUCACCCCAAACACCGCCACCACAGACACAAACACAGACACCGUCAUCGACGCCGCUCAGCGUCACCAGCACCCACUCCCUCGCAAGAACCAGAACCAGGUUUGUCAGCCGAUACCGCAUUUAGGGAAUCUCUCUUCGACGCGCUGGGCGAUGACGAAGGCGCCGCGUACUGGGAGUCGGUCUAUGGACAGCCGAUCCAUAACUAUGCGGUGCCGAGUCUACCCAAGGGCCCGGAUGGGGAGUUGGAGCAGAUGGAUGAGGAGGAGUAUGCGAGUUAUGUGAGGAGGCGGAUGUGGGAGCGGACGAGGGAGGGGAUGUUGGCGGAACAGGAGCGGUUGCGGGCUGAGAGGGCGAGGGAGAGAAGGCGGGAGGAGAGGAUGGAGGAGGAGACUCGGGAUAGGGUGAGGUUUGAGAGAGCGAUGGAGGAGAGUUUGCGGCGGGGGAAGGAGAGGAGGAGGGGGAAGGCUUGGAGGGGGAUUUGGGAGGAGUAUGUGCGAUCUUGGGGGGAGGUGGAUCGGGCGGUUGUGGAGAUUAGGGAGGGAGGACGUGGGGAUGCUGGUGAGCGGUUGAAGUUAAGGAAUCUGUUGUUUUGGCCGGUUGAGUCGGGGAAGAGGAGAGAUGUGGGGAGGGAGGCGGUUGAGGAGUUUAUGCGCCGUGCGCCUGGGGAUGGGGAGGAUUUGGCGGCGGUUUUGAAGGCGGAGCGUGUCCGGUGGCAUCCGGAUAAGAUUCAGCAUCGGUAUGGGGCUUUGGGGAUUGAUGAGGCGGUCAUGCGCAGUGUGACUGAGGUUUUUCAGAUCAUUGAUGAUAUGUGGAGUGAGACUAAGGGGAAGCAAUCUUGA